CAAUGGAGCUUCUUAUCCCAUCUCAGGUAAUAGGAACAUUUUUAGCCUUAAUCUUGUUGGUGUAUUACUUCCUGUGCAGAAACAAAACCGGCAAGGGAAGGGAAGCCCCAACACCUUCUGGUGCCUUGCCAGUCAUUGGUCAUCUCCAUUUGCUUGGAGGAAAAACCUCUGUUCCACGAACGCUUGGAGCUAUGGCCGACAAGUAUGGGCCGGCCAUCAUGCUCAGACUCGGCGUACAUCGAUCGUUGGUUGUGAGCAGUGCAGAGAUGAUUAAGGACUGCUUCACUACCAACGACAGGGUUUUAGCUACACGCCCUCAUUUCGCUGCAGGCAAGCACUUGUUCUUCCACUAUGCUAUGUUUGCGAUCUCACCUUAUGGGUCAUAUUGGCGCGAGAUCCGUAAGAUGUCCACUGUUGAGCUACUUUCCAAUACCCGACUUCACAAGCUCAGGCAUGUUAGGAUCUCUGAAGUAGACAGAUCCAUCAAAGAAUUGUACUUAGUUUGGGCCAACCACAACAACAGUACUACUGAUCGACGACGUGAUCCUAUCAAAGUGGAGAUGAAGCAGUGGUUCCAACACCUUACUUUUAAUGUCAUCACAAAACUGAUGACUGGGAAACGUUUUUAUGGGAACAAUAAUAAUAUUGGUGGUGGUGGUGCUGGAAAUCAUGAGGUUAAAGAGGAGGAGGCCCAACGAUUCCGGAAAGCAAUGUCUCAAAUGGCGUACCUAGGUGGGGUGUUUGUUGUAUCGGAUGCAAUACCCUAUUGUGAAUGGUUGGACUUGGGAGGACAUAUUAGAGCCAUGAAGUCUGCUGCUAAGGAAUUAGAUUCUAUAGUUGGAAAUUGGAUUGAUGAACAUCGUACUGGUUGUGGUCCUCGUCACAGCAGGAUGAUCCAUGAAGAAGAAGAAGAAGAAGAUCAAGAUCAGGUGGACUUCAUUGAUGUGAUGCUAUCUGUCAUUCCUGAGGACAAAUUAAUGUAUGGUUAUGAUCGUGAUACUGUCAUCAAGUCAACUGUACUGAACCUCGUCGGAGGUGGCUACGAAACAACCUACCUAACCCUGACAUGGGCACUUUCUUUGCUACUCAACAAUCCCCAAGUACUGAAAAGGGCACAGGAAGAGCUGGACGUCCAUGUUGGCAGGGACAGACACGUUGAAGAAUCAGAUAUCAAGAACCUGGUGUACCUCCAUUCCAUUGUGAAGGAAACUUUGAGGCUAUACCCUCCUUUUCCUUUAUCAAUACCACAUGAAGCCAUGGAAGACUGUCAAGUAGGGGGCUAUGCUGUCCCCAAGGGCACACGUGUGCUUGUCAAUAUGUGGAAGCUUCAUCGGGACCCUCAAGUGUGGGGAUCAGAUCCUCAUGAAUUCAAACCAGAGAGGUUUCUCACUACACAUUCACUAGUAGACUUUCUGGGUCAGAACUUUGAGUUCAUUCCUUUUGGAUCCGGAAUACGAUCAUGCCCAGGUAUUUCAUUUGCCAAGCAAGUCUUGUACUUGAUUCUUGCUCGUCUCCUACAAGGUUUCAAUUUUGAGACCCCAUCACAGCAACCGGUAGACUUGACUGAAGGCUUAGGCCUCACCAUGCCCAAAGCAACCCCACUACACAUCUUCCUCACCCCACGCCUUCCUUCUAAGCUCUAUGAAGAUUAAUUACAAAUAAUUAAGGUAAAAAGGAGGAG
Telopea speciosissima is the source of this 1681-nucleotide messenger RNA. RefSeq names its product cytochrome P450 CYP82D47-like. Gene Ontology annotation, biological process: defense response to other organism. Gene Ontology annotation, molecular function: monooxygenase activity; iron ion binding; heme binding. The record is from RefSeq and is a predicted model, not a curated record. Lineage: Eukaryota; Viridiplantae; Streptophyta; Magnoliopsida; Proteales; Proteaceae. Bases 3 to 1652 code for a protein of 549 amino acids. The transcript is spliced from 2 exons.